This is a messenger RNA of Drosophila innubila, 2191 nucleotides long. It is a transcript of the gene Acsf3, whose product is annotated as malonate--CoA ligase ACSF3, mitochondrial. The coding region runs from base 86 to 1948 and encodes 620 amino acids. Gene Ontology annotation, biological process: fatty acid metabolic process. The transcript has 3 exons. Gene Ontology annotation, molecular function: medium-chain fatty acid-CoA ligase activity. The record is from RefSeq and is a predicted model, not a curated record. NCBI's taxonomy places the organism in Eukaryota, Metazoa, Arthropoda, Insecta, Diptera, Drosophilidae.
GUUGCAUUGACGCUCUUCAAAAAUCUUUCGACUUUGCAUCGAGAAACGAGGUAUACAUUUGGGAAACUUUAGUUUGGAAUAAAAAAUGCUGUCACUGCGACGAUUGCAAAACCUCCACUUGCGUCCCUGGGUGCGUCUCUGUUCCGCCGAGCUAAUCCACAAGGACACUUUCAUUGAAAAGCUGAGGAACAGCUUUCGGGAGGAUGAGCGCAAUAAUUUUGUAGUGCCAACGUUUAAAAAAGCCAUGCUCUUUCCGGAUGAGAUCGCUGUGAAGGAUGUGGUCGGCGAGUUUACCUACUUUCAGCUUUAUAUAACCGCCAAGAAACUGGCUAUACAGAUAUCCAACUUUUGCGGUAGCGCAUCCCAGUCGAAUGUGGCAUUUCUCUGUUCGAAUAAUGCUUUGUGGAUUGUGAUACAAUGGGGUUGUUGGAUCUCGGGACAGGUGGCGGUGCCGCUGGAGCCAAAUCAGGCGGCGGAUGAGUUGCUUGGCCAGGCAACAGAUUGCAAGGCGAAACUGUUAAUUGGAACACCCGAGUGUGAGGGAAUGACACAGGAAUUGGCACAGAAACUGCAGACGGCUAGCAUUGUAUUGGAUCACGGCUUUGUGCCCAGCUCGGAGAGUGUCUCCUCCACCGCGAUGUAUGCGAAACAGCUGGUCGGACUUAACGGUGCCUUGAUUCCGGAGAGCACAUUGUCCAAUGAUUAUUAUGCGAAUGCGCCAGCAAUGCUUCUGUAUACUCCGAGUUCGGCAAGUGGACGCAAUGCUGUCGUGUUGACCCAUCGCAAUAUUGAGGCACAAAUGCGUUGUCUCGUUGCGAGUUGGCAUCUGAAUGCCACAGAUUGUAUGCUGCCCAUUAUAUCGAUGCAUCGCAUGCAUGCCGCAAUUGGAGCAUUGCUUGGCGUGGGUGGCAACAUUGUGUUGCAACAGAAAUUCGAUAGCCAUACCGCGUGGAGCUCCUUGUUGGGCAUCAAUAGCAAAUCAAAGCAGAGGGUCAACAUCUUUCUGGCCAUGCCCAUCAUCUACAAGCGACUCAUUGCCGAAUACGACAAGAUGUUUGCCCAAGACUCUCGCAUGGUCGAGUACAUCAUCAAUCAUUGCAAGCAGAAGACUCGUUUAAUGGCCACCGCCUUUGGUCUACUCCCCGAAUCCGUUUUCUAUCGCUGGCGUGAGAUUACGGGUCAGAAUAUCUACGAGUAUUACGGUAUGCUGGAAACGGGUUUGGUUUUGGGUCCCGCACUCGAUGAACCCUCCAUUAGCAUUGACUAUCGUCCGGGUACGUUGGGUGCUCCUCUGGUCGGUGUCACGGCGCGUCUGGUGAACAAGAAUGGUGAUCAGCUGGUCAGCUGUAAAAAUGAAUGCCUCCACACAACUGAAGAGGGACAGGAGGAGAAGGUAACCAGUUCGCCGGUGCUUAGUACAGUGAUUGGAGAGCUGCAAAUCUCCGGAGAUCAUCUAUUUCCGCUGAAGAUUACCCAUCCAGCUCCUGUGCCGCUGCAACAGCCAUUGGAACAGCCAAUGGAGCAACAGACACCGCGACUGGAACAACAACAAAAACUAGAACGACAGCAGGUGGAACAACCAAAGCAGUUGGAAAAACCAAAACAGCCGGCGACGGAUUAUACGGCGGAUAAAUUCCUCAAGACGGGCGACAUUUGCGCCUAUCAAAAUGGCAGCUUUCUCUUUCUCAGCAAAUCGUCGGAUGUGUUCAAUGUGGGCGGCUAUCAGAUCUAUGGAUCCGAAAUAAAAAAAGCUCUCAUUUCGCAUCCGAGCAUCAACGAUGUCGCCGUACUUGGUAUACCCAAUAAACUAUGGGGUCAUCGUUUGGGUGUUAUCUGCAUUUUAUCGCCCGAUGCGGAUGUCGAUCUGGAGACGAUCAAAACUUAUUGUUACAGUCAAUUGCCAGCCCAUAAGCGACCCACUGUCUUCAAGACUAUCAUUGCCAAGUGAUUCAGUAGUGUAGCAAUCAAUCAAUCAAUCAAUCAGUCAAUCAAUCAAGUCAAAUAUCGAUUUACCAAUCAUUACAACUGACUAUUCACCAAUCCAUCCUCAAUGAAUGGAUCAAAUGGGAAAAUUUUUGUGUUUAUUGUUUGAAAAAAUGUAAAUGGACGUGUCGUAUAUAAAUAUACGAGUUUCAAUUAAAUUUUAGCAUAUGAAAUACACUUACAGCUAUCUGUAAAAUUCUAUCUGAAA